UGCCCCGACCCCCCGGUGUUGGGGGACAAAGCCAUGGCGGCCAGUCUUCUUCUGUUGGGCUCUCGCUCUCACGCCAACUCCACCGUCAGUGACGUAUGCAUCACGUGUCCGUCUCUUCCUCGCUACGUCCGCCGUGUUUUCCUCCCCCUUCGCUGGUUGCUUUCACACUGGAACCACUCGAAAUAAACAAGCCCAAGCUGAAGGGGGUGGUCGUGGUCGCCAGCAACCGGGCUCCAGCGUCUUGCACCGGCCGAUGGACCGAACAGUUUCCACCUUGAAGUUACCAUCAAUGAGGCGCAGACCUCCCGUCAAUUACUGGUUCCGCUGAGCUCGUAUCAUUGAAAACUUUUGUGUGUGCCGACAACGGUGAGAUUUUUCCUCCAGGCUGCCAUGAGAGCUAGAAGUGGACAUAGGGACAUGCUGUGGAUUCUCCCUCCCUCCAUCCCUGGCCUAUAGGCUACCAAAAACGGCACAUCCUCCCAAGCGCACCCUUCUCGCAGCCAUUUUAGCAACCCCCCCUCCACUGUGUGGCCACACGAUGGCCAGCAAGAGGAAGUCCACUAUACCUUGUAUGAUCCCCAGCAAGAUCAUUCACCAGUCUGAGGAUAUUGAACAGGGCAUUCCUGUUCUUCAGCGGCAAAUUACGAUUUCCGGAAGUGGCGCACACAGCCCGUCAGGCCCUGCAGACUCUCCCACGUCAGAGGCAGCAGACCCUGUCACUGAUGACACAGGCACCUAUAUCUGCAAGCCUUGCAACUUUGAAACCUAUGACCUUAAUUUGUUCUUGGACCAUGUGUACGCCGGGCACCCAGAAUUCCGUUCGGACCCGAGUUUCCUCUGUGUGAGCUGUGGGUUUUCUGCGCUUAAAUUUGAGGGACUGGCUCUGCAUAAUGCCAGGAUUCACCCCAGCACAUUUAACAGCCCUCUGCAGCUGAGAAAAUUGGACAAGAGGGUGGUGGUGGAGCAGACUAUUGUAACUGGGACAGACGAGGGGAAGGAUGAGAUUUCCAUCACCAAAACUCCUAUCAUGAGGAUGCUGAAGGGCAAAACGGAGCCUAAACGAAUUGUAGUGUCUCACCCAGUUUCUGAUGAUCCUUCCCCAGGCCAACACUCCACCUCUAGCCCCAAGGAGCCUGAGAGAAAAGAGACUGCAGUUGCAGUGACCCAGGUGGCUCAUGUACCCACAAUUGUCCACAAUGGCACAACCAAGGUCACGCUACCCUCUGCAAUUCAGAUUGUCAACGGCUCUGGAGCUUUACCUGUUCUCAAAACCCCUAUUACACAGGUAGUUUCUGUUCAGAACAAAAGCCUGCAUCAGUCUUCUCCCAUCGCAGCUUCCUCAGAUGCCUCAUCUUCCAAGAAUCUCCCCAAGGUGAUGAUUCCUUUGAGCAGUAUCCCCACCUAUAAUGCCUCCAUGGACUCGUCAUCCUUUUUGAAGACAUCCUUUGGCAAAUUCCCAUAUCCCACAAAGGCGGAGCUCUGCUACCUGACUGUGGUCACAAAGUUCCCAGAGGAACAGAUCAAGAUCUGGUUCACAGCACAGAGACUCAAACAAGGGAUUAGUUGGUCUCCUGAGGAGAUCGAGGAGGCCAGGAGAAAAAUGUUCAACACCAUCAUCCAUACUGCAUCCACUGGCACACAGAAUCGGUCACAGAGUCGCCCAAGUCCUGCUCAACCCACAAUCACUCUCCUCGGGGCCACUGGGAUCCCUCAAAUCCUGCAGGGCUCUCUUGUUAGCCCAGGCGGCGUAAUCGUCACACAGCCUGUAGUAGCCAAUGGCAUUCAGGUCAGUAGUGCCCCUGUGGCACUGGCUGUCACACCCAAGCCCCAGGCAGCAGCCAAGCCCAUGAUGCAGGCCCGACCUGCUGCAGCCCUAGUGGCCGACAAGGGCACUAGCAUGAUUUUGGGGGCGGUGGCCAGCAGCAGUACAGGAAGCAACGUCAUCAGCAGCAGUAAAAGUAGUAGGAGUGGAGGAGGGGCUGCUAGCAGCAUCAUUAGCAGCAGCCAAGCCAGCAUCAUCAACCUCACGCUGGGUAGCAAUAAUCACAGCAAUGCAAAGGUGAGUAAUGUCAGUACGAAACACAACAGUGCUCAUGGCAGGAGCAAUAGUAACAUAAGCAGCCAUGCCUAUACGGCUCAAGGCAGCACUGAUGCGAAGAACCCCCAUGUCAGCAAAACUACCAACACCGGCACCGUGCAGAGUGACAGUAAAGUGGUCACAGAUAUCAAAAAGCUCACAGACAGCAAGCCUUCAAGUAGCGGCAACACAACGGAUAACAGUGGACAAAAGAGCACAGAUGUGAACGGUAGUGACAACAAAAAUGACACCUCUAGCACAAGAGCAGAUGAUCUCGACCCGAGCACAAGUGAUUCCUUCAGAAUGGAUGAGGCCUCCUCCCCUUCCUCCAAAUCCUCAUCACCAUCUCCUGCGGCGGGUGCCUCCAGUGCCUGCCUGAGUUCCCGCAGCAUCAGUGCAUUCCUGGAUCCCACUUUUUACAAGGGCAAGAAGUCUCAGGAACAGCUCAACACUCUCAAGGAUAGUUUUCUGAGCAACCAGUACCCAGACCAGGAGGAGGUAGACCGCCUCAUCUCUCUGACUGGGCUCACGGUGCGAGAAGUGCGCAAGUGGUUCAGCGAUCGGCGCUACCACUUUCGCAACCUUAAAGGCCCACGCUCCAGCACAGGUGCAGCCAACAAGUCAUCAGCGGGGAGUGGUGUGUCAGGGGGCGGUGAUGCAGGCAGCACCAGUCCUAUGGAUCUUUCUGAAACCAGCAGCAGUGGUGCGAAAACUCCACAGCACAGUUCAGCUCCUCUGAGCCCAGCCUCCUCAAUGCAUACUCCCACCUCUCCCACCACUCCCUCACGCAGACUGCCCAGAUCACCUUCUCCUGAUUUCACAGCGGUCCGCUACAAGGAGAGAGAACCCCACCAGAUAAAAGCGCUGGAGGCCAGCUUCGCCCAGGAGCCUGAGCCAUUACCAGAAGAAGUGGACAGACUGCGAUGUGAGACCAAGAUGACCAGGAGGGAGAUCCAUAACUGGUUCACAGAGAGGAGGAAGAAAGCUGCAGCAGCCGAGAAAAGGAAAGAGGAGGCAGAGCGGGCGCUCAGAGGAAACGAAGAAGGGGAGCAGAUGGAAAUCGAUGGAGAGGAGAGACUAAACGACGACGCUUCUGGAGAACUGAAAGUCAACCCAAUUAAGAUCAAUCUGAAGAUGCUGAAGGUGACUGAGUCUAAUGGUAAAUCGGAGGGUGAGGUGCUGGACUGCCCCACGCUCACUGUUCAGUCCAGCACCUCCAUUAACCCCAUGCCAACCCUCACCCCCAAACCAUCACACUCCCCCAAACCCCCAGUCCUGCGAGGUAAGAAGACCGCCGAGCAGCUGCACCUCCUCAAGCAAGUGUACGCCCGGACACAGUGGCCCAGCGCCGCUCAGUACGAUGAACUCCUCUCAGGCACGGGGCUGCCCCGACCCGACGUGGUGCGCUGGUUUGGGGACUGUCGCUACAUGCAGAAGAACAGUCAGCUCAAGUGGCUGGAGGCUUACCAGAACAUGGCCCUGGAGGAAGACUUGCAGAAGGACAAUGCGCACGUCCUCCAGGCUCACCUCGAUGUCAAUGGCAGCCAGGAGGAGUCGCAGUUACAGGAACUGACCAAGGCUACUGGCUUGACAACAGACCUGGUGCGACAUUGGUUCGCCACCAGAGCAUCUGUGGCUCAGAGGGAGCCAACAUCAGCAGUAAAGCCCACUUUGAGCGGAGCAGCCCAGCCACCAUCAUCUGCAGGCUCCUCCCCUCUGGAGCCACAUCCAAGAGGAGGGAGGAACGAGAAAAUAGAGCAGUCGCUGUGCGGCACCGCAAGCCAAGCGGAGGAGGGCAAUACUGACAAGACUGUGUCUCCAACUGAAGGAGCAGAUUGAGGUUUUUUCUCUGCCCUGGUGGUCUUUCUGGAGCUGCAGACAGGAUGGCUGGAAUGAGCCUGGGAACCUCAUCUCCCCCUUGAUAGGUGGAUGUGACCUCACCCUCUUUGUGAGAUGGACACAUACCUUUGGCUGUACCCCUCACCUUCUGUUUGGCCUUCCCCUGUCCUUCAUGCUUUCCAAUGUCCUGUCGCCAUGUUCUGUAUAGAAUGUUGAAGUAGAAAUGGUGUUUAUGGAAGUAAAAACUGAGGUUAGAGUAUAAGUAGAUUCAGCAGAUGUUGAUCAGUUGCGGGGCGAGGGGGUCUCCAGUUAUUAACAAGGCACGUGGAGUGUGUUCGCACUGUUGAUUCACUGUAGAUUGUUUUGCUGCUGGGUGUUUCCUGAAGCCUUAAAAGUAAAAACAUCACAUCUUGCACUCACUCACUUUGGAUUCUGGCAACUGAAGUGAAAUGUGCAAGUUGGGCUCUUUAGCGUCUUAUGAAAAACUAAGCACUGAUGGAUCUUUGCGCAAGGCUGUUUUUUUUUUUUUGUUGUCAUUGUUCUUUUUGAGUUAUGUGGGCGUUUCCUACAUAUACAUUGGUCUACGUCAAAGCAGUACAGUAACAGUUGCAGGUUUUAAGCAGAUUCUAUUACUACCGAUCAGCGACCACUUAGCAGAGACAAUGUCGUGUAGUUUUCUAGAAGUUCAUCCAAAGAACAGAAAACUAAUAGGUGGUCUUUUUGUGCUUAGCAUCAAGUGCUUCUUGAUAUCAUUGAACAAUUGUUUUUAAUGGAACUUUCUUACAUACAUUUCACUGUAAAAGAACAGAACUUUUCCAGAGUUCCUUACUUAGGUUUAAUGUAUCAUUUUUACAGGUGGUAUUUGCAGAAUAAACUGAAUGUAAUGAAGUGUUAGCUCAUGGGCUCAUUACUUAGUAAAAAUUGCAAUAGCGUCACAUUUUGUGGAAGACAAACACAAUCUACCGUAUGUGUGACUUAAGAGUGAGCAAACAUGUUCUUUGCAUGUAAAGAGUCUGCAAAUGAAAUAAGACAGCACCAUAUAAAGUAUUUUAUUUACUUCUCAGGCUUGAAUAUGUUACUUAUGAAAGGCAAAAUUAAAAUGGAUUUUCCUCCUCUCCAUAGUUCUAGGCACAUUACAGAAAAGGCGACAGUGUCAGUGAUGAGACAACAUGGGUGAAAACAAGACACUUAUGGACCCUACACAGCCAUCCAAGCAGCUCUUGUUGGAUUCUGACUGAAUCCCUAACUGCAAGAAGCAAUCAUAUAGGCAUAUAGUCUUUCACGUGUUGAGACCCUAUCAGUAACAACAGGUGUGGCUGUACCAUGUCUAUGUAGAUGAAUGCUGUGUUCAUGUGUGCAGACUGAUGCAUGUAGAUGGACAUUUGUAGUAAUGAAGCAUCAUCAAGAAACAAUGACAGAUGGCAGGAAAAAGCAUUAUGGGGUACACACACAUGCUUCUAAAAAUCUGUCAGUUGAAACAAGCAUGGACACCAAUCCCUGCUCUCACCUUACACCGUAUGGCUUAGGUGUGUCUCAGUGGUCCAACACUGAGCAACAAUACUGAAUUGACACAUCACACAGAAAUGGAGAAAACGCAAGUUAUAUAUACAAACUCUAUCUUGGUCCAUGGAAGUGAAGACAGCAGCCACGUUAAAUGAAAAUCUCUGACUGGACACGAUGGCAGCACCAACAUUUUACAUUGAAGUGGUGUUAAAAUGGCAUGAUUUUCCUCAAAUCGUAACAGGUUAGGUGCAGUAGGUUAGCACCUUUGCUUACACAGUACAUUUAAAAUAGUGGAGGGUUUUCUGAUCACGGUGCCAUUCAAUUUUGAUUGAACUGAUGACACUGAAGAAAGGGGCUGUAAAGAAUGGAAAUAUAAGCAAUAAUAUGGCUUUCAGACACUUACAACACUCACAAUAGCUCAUUAACUGUAGCAAAUGAGAUUUUAAAAAAAAGGAUCAUUUUAAGUGAGCACACAAUGUGGCAUCAUACUGACCUUUGAAUGUUUAAGACUGGCUUAUAAUGCAGGAAAAUGGAAGGAUGGAAUGUAGGAAAAAUGACUGGCUGUGUUGAGAGUAAUGUAUGAUUGUGCCUACUCUGUCACUGCUAUGACUUCUUCCUGAUGCCUUUCACAAUAAACCAAAAAAUUAAAUAUGCAAGAGGAGGUGCAUAAUAUCCUCCAAAGCGCUAAGACAUUAAAAACAGUCGCAGAGAGCCCUCGUGUUUUACACAUAUACAUAAAAAAAAUGGAAAGGUCACAUUAUGAAUGUUAAAUAAUUAAAAACAUGGAGACAGCUCUUUGAGAGCAGGUGAGAAGCUGCUGCCCUCUAGCCGACAGCACAGCAGGAAUAAAUACAUUAUGUUCAUACUUGUAUACGCCCAAUGGAGACGAGCAAACAAACUGAACCGCAAAACAAUUUCAGCGCUCUGAGCUUCCCUCCAUUUAGCUGCUGCUGUACACACUUAGAGCGCAAGAGAGGACAACAUCUUAUCCAGCUUUCCUCUUCCUGUAUCUUCUGUCUUGACGUCACAGUCUCAUCCUCUGAGCGGUGAGCAGGCUGUGCAGGCAUGAGGGAAGCAGCAAGAGGGGUGGGUAUGCCUGAAAUGUAGGCCAAAGCGGUGGCGGCCGUUUCCAUGGAAACUGUUCACAGCAGUCAGUGACAUCAUCAGUACGGGCAGAGGCGACUGGAGGCGGGCAGGAGAGAGGGUGCAACACAAAUGUGUCUCCAUGGGAGUUUUAGACACGAUUCUCUCCACCCACUCUGGUCCUCCGCAGCAUCCUGAGGUAGAGACAGAAGACAAGCGUCAUGUCUGGAAUUUUCUAUCGCAUGUACGCAUGCACACACACACACAACCUUCUGUUCUGUGGGUCCAUGUGGUCUAGCAGAGGCUCUUGUGACACCCUGAAGUCAUCAAGAGGCGACUGGUAGCGAGAGUCGAAAGAGCCCUCUCUGCCCCUGUAAGCUGCCACAGCCUGGGCUGGCGACUGGGGCACAGGGGACAUGUUGGAGGAGGUGGAUGACACUGAGCUGUGAUCCCCAAAACGUUCACGUCCAGCCUGGACCGAUAUCGAGCUUGACGAGGUCACAGAGAACGGGCACACGAUCUCUCCAUUUUCAUCCUGAGAAGACCGAUGCAGCAAAGGUGUCACUUUCUACAGCUUUUACUGUUCAGAGUCAUGGAUGAGUCGGAUCUGAUACCAGAUGACUUGGGCAAGAGGAGGGAUACACUCUGGACUACUGCCAAGUUUUAACCUUUAACGUGAUCUUAGGACCACACCACAAGUGGUCCUUAGAUUAUUUACAUGUGGAUCAAGAACCAGGUGAUGUCUUGCUUAACCAACGUGCGGCUGAGUCACGAUGCUUACUCUUCCACUGAUGAUAUCCAUGUGGACCAACAAGGAGGCCAACUCCAGGUCCUCGUUGAAGCUGUUCUUCAGAGGGACUGACCGAUAACCUGCCACAAUGCAAAUGAAAGCAUGUCGAAGAUGCAGGAGGCCGAUGCAGCAGUGUGUUGGUGUGUUGUGUUCAUGUGCUGCGGCAGUAUACCUGUCUUCAGGCUGUGAAUGGGGAAUGUGGCCUGAGCCAGGAAGUUUUGGUCACUGAACAUGUCGAUCUCAUAGACCACAAAGCGCAGGAAGGCAAAGGCCGAGUUGCACACUGAGAACUGGAAUGGCUUUCUGGGCCACGUGGGGUUCAGACCAUUAUCAGCUAGAACAGGAAACAAGAUGUAGGCAGAAAGAUAAGACAGUCGUCAUGUGAGUUAGUGAAGAAGAUUACAUACUGUAGUAUAUACACACACACACACACACACACACACUAAUGCAGGGGGGCGUGCAGCACCUCACAAAAGUAAGUACACCCCUCAUAUUUCUGCUUUUUAAAAAAAAUAUAUCUCUUCAUGAGACGACACUGAAGAAACACCACUUUGAUACAAUGUAAAGUAGUCAGUGUACAGCUUGUACUACAGUGUAAAUAUGCGGCUCAGUUUACAAAGGGAGGGCAACGUGCUCUGCUACAGUAUGUCACAACUGGGUCUGUGAAUCAAUUAAAAUAUUUAAUAGCAAUUAAUUACACGUUGUCCAUAGUUAACUUGUAAUUAAUCGCAGAUUAACAAGUUUUCUAACAUGUUUACCUUUAAAAAUCAUUUUCAAGUUUUUAACACACCUAUCAACAUGAGACAACAUGAGUUAAACUGUCCAUCACUCAAAUAUCAUUCUCUUCAAGAAAAUAAUCUCACAAAAUAUAAUUGUGACUAACAUUACAAAUAAAGGUUUGCAAACUAAGUGAAAUGAAAACAAGGUGUUAGAAAAAACAAAAAAUAGAGUACUCAACAAGUCAGUAGUUUACCGAACUAGGACUGCGCCCAUAUACUGUAGUGCAGUCAGACUAUAGCCUAUACUUCACUUCCAAACACUUUUACAGACGUACAGUGGUGUGAAAAAGUGUUUGCCCCUUUCCUGAUUUCAUUUUUUGCAUGUUUGUCACACUUAAAUGUUUCAGAUCAUCAAACAAAUUUAAAUAAUGACAACAGAACUGAACACAAAAUGCAGUUUUUAAAUGAAACUUUUUAUUAGUAAGGGAGAAAAAAAAAUCCAAACCUACAUGGCCCUGUGUGGAAAAGUGAUUCCCCCCCCCGUUAAAACAAUUUAGCUGAGAUUAAUUGACAUCUAUCAGUCUGGAAAAGGUUAUAAAGGCAUUUCUAAAGCUUUGGGACUCCAGCAAACCACAGUGAGAGCCAUUAUCCACAAAUCGUGAAAACACGGAACAGUGGUGAACCUUCCCAGGAGUGGCCGGCCAAACAAAAUGACCCAAAGAGUGCGGCGAUGACUCACCCAAGAGGUCACAAAAGACCCCACAACAACAUCCAAAGAACUGCAGACCUCACUUUCCUCAGUUAAGGUCAGUGUUCAUGACUCCACCAUAACCAAAAUUGAGACAAGCCCUAAUGUUCUUUUAGUUCAGCAGUGGUUUUCGUUUUGCAAUUCUACCAUGCAGGCCUUUUUUUGCCCAGUGUCUUUAAGGCUUGUCUCAAUUUUGCCAGAAAACAUCUUGAUGAUUCCCAAAACCUUUGGGGAAAUAAUCUGUGGUCUGACGAGACAACAGUUGAACUUUUUGGAAGGUGUCCCAUUACAUCUGGCAUAAAAGUAACGCCGCAUUUCAGACAAAGAACGUCAUACCAACAGUAAAAUAUGGUGGUGGUGGUAGUGUGAUGUUUUGCUGCUUCAGGACCUGGAAGACCUGCUGUGAUAAAUGGAACCAUGAAUUCCUCUGUCUACCAAAAAAUCCUGAAGGAGAAAGUCCAGCCAUCUGUUUGUGACCUCAAGCUGAAACCAACUUGGGUUCUGCAGCAGGACAAUGAUCCAAAACACACCAGCAAGUCCACCUCUGAAGAAAAACAAAUGAAGACUUUGGAGUGGUCUAGUCAAAGUCCUGACUUGAAUUCUAUUAAGAUGCUGUGGCAUAAGCUUAAACAGGCGAUUCAUGCUGGAAAACCCUCCAAUGUGGCUGAAUUACAACAAUUCUGCAAAGAUGAGUGGGCCAAAAUUCCUCCACAGCGCUGUAAGAGACUCAUUGCAAGUUAUCGGCAACACUUGACUGCAAUUGUUGCUGCUAAGGGUGGCCCAACCAGUUAUUAGGUUUAGGGGGCAAUCACUUUUUCACACAGGGCCAUGUAGGUUUUGAUUUUUUUUUCUACGUUAGUAAUUAAAAGUUUCAUUUUAAAAACUGCAAAACUGACUAAUAUUUAAAUUAGUUUGAAUAUCUAAAACAUAUUAGUGUGACAAACAUGCAAAAAAAAUAAAUCAGGAAGGGGGGGGCAAACACACAGACAAACCCUAUUUUACACACACUUUUCUUAGGCGACUUGAUCUCGGUCAAAGCAUGGCACCGCAGGUCUUUCAACAUGUAUGCAACUUUUAUUAUGCUAAUAAAUUGCUAAUAAACAAUAAUAAAUAACGCUAAUAAAUUCGCUCACAAGCCUUUACUGUCAUCUCAUUGAGCGCUGUGUUUGCUCACUUCCCCCUUUGUCACAUUGACACAAGUCCCACAAAUAGCUGUCCUCGGCUAUGCCUGACAGUAACUAGCGGCUCGUAACCCAAGUUUUAACUCGCAGUUCAAAGCAAAAAAGUCAGCCGGGAGACGGCUCGCAUCUAAAAAACACUCGUUAGUUGGGACACUUGUAUGCCAAGGUACCGCUGUAUAAAUGGCAAUAGAAAAAUACCUGCAGUACCUUCUCUCCUCUCUCUGGUGUUUGAGACUCGGCCUACUUCGGUGAGAACUCAACUCACAACGACAGGAAACACAAAUAACUUCCUCUGCCAGGGCUUUGAAGCUAAACUUACCGUGACAAUUAACAUUUCCUUUGUCCAUUUCAGCUCAAUAUUUCUUCUCACUUGUGGCUCCACAUCAACUACCACACCGCUGCGUUUCCUCAAACUGCGGUACGACCGAGAGUCAAAAAGAACGUGCACACGUGAAUCGGGCGCCAAAAAAAAAAAAAAAAAAAGCGCCAUUAAAGGAAAUUUUCGUUCAGUCGUUCUUAUCGCGUUAACUUUGACAGCUCUAGUCACAACCUGUUAGCAUCUAUGUUUCCCUCAUUGAACUGUUGCUCCCCAGUGCUGGCAGCACUCAUGCAGCCCCACACCAUGACACUCCCACCACCAUGCUUGACUUGUAGACAAGACACACUUAUCUUUGGACUUCUCACCUGGUUGCUGGCACACACGCUUGACCGCUUCCACCUCGGCAACAAUGCUGGCAGCGCUCGCAUGUCUAAUUUACAAACAACUUCUGGAUAUGACACUGAGCACCUGCAUUCAACUUCCUCAGGUUAACAUGGCGAGGACUGUUCUGAGAGGAAGCUGUACUGUUAAAGCGCCGUUUGGUCUUGGCCACUGUGCUGCAGCACACCUUCAGGGUUUUGGCAACCUUCUUAUAGCCUAGAACAUACAGUAUUUACUGUAUGUAAAGCAACAAUUCUGUCCGCCCCCACAUCCUCAGAGAGCUCUUUGUCAUGAUGCGCGGUGUCCCAGUGACCGGUAUGAAAGGGUGUGACAGCAAUAACACCAAAAUUAACACACCUGAUCCCCAUUCACACCUAAGGCCUUGUAAUUAUAACAAGUCACAUGACUGAGGGGACAAAAAAUGACUAAGUGGGCCCAAUUUGAACAGUUUCAAUUAGGUGUGUAUUCACUUUUGUUGCCAGUACACUAGGUUCUCAACUUAUGAACACAGUUGGUUCCAGAUGACUGUUCGCAAGUCGAACAAAAGGUAAUUUAACAAUUAUAUACUAUAUAAUAUAGGUACUACAUGUACGUGUAUACAUAUACACAUAUAUGCGUAUGUAUGUAAAUAUGAGUUUGGAUGUAGUAGUAAUAUUAAACGAGGAUAAUUAAUGAAAAUAAACAAUAAUAAUAAAAAUGAUAUAGUAAUACAUAAUGAUGUUAUUUACCUUUGAAGAGGAGUGGUCGAGCAUAUAGUAAGUAGUUGGUGGUAGUGGUGGAGGAGGAGGAGUUAUUGAAAAAAGGACAAAUCGUCGUCGUCGUUAGACUCUUCUAAAAGAGGUACUUCAGGGGAAACUAUUGAGGUGGAAGGAAUUGGCGACGAAGGUGCAGACGAUGGUGUAGGCAUUGGUGGCGAGUCACUUGGUGAGGACGGUGCAGGAGUAGCAGAUCUACGUUUGAAGAAGCUUUCAAUGGAAGUUUGUAUGGUCUUCCAGUGUCUAUCCACGUGACCUUUCAGCCUUAUUUCCCAUCAAUAAUGCACAACAGCUGGGGUUGGAACCACUGACCGCUACUUAUGAUGGGGGCACUCGCCUGAACAGCACGGUUGAAGCAAACAAGCUCCUUUGCAAAGUUUAAAAUGUAAGAAACCUAUGAAUUACAGUAUGUUUGAGGCAUUUUGUUGUUUAAGAUGUAAGCUAUAAUGUGAUAUGUCUGUUCAAGUUUUGCACUUGCUGCACUGCUGAGCGACCAUGACGAUGUAUAUUUUUAUU
This is a messenger RNA of Dunckerocampus dactyliophorus (ringed pipefish), 11911 nucleotides long. It is a transcript of the gene zhx3b, whose product is annotated as zinc fingers and homeoboxes 3b. Lineage: Eukaryota; Metazoa; Chordata; Actinopteri; Syngnathiformes; Syngnathidae. Gene Ontology annotation, biological process: regulation of transcription by RNA polymerase II. The record is from RefSeq and is a predicted model, not a curated record. The coding region runs from base 539 to 3916 and encodes 1125 amino acids. Gene Ontology annotation, cellular component: nucleus. Gene Ontology annotation, molecular function: DNA-binding transcription factor activity, RNA polymerase II-specific; DNA binding. The transcript is spliced from 7 exons.